UCCUAUAUAAAGCAAUAACCAUAGUGGACCUAACAUUUUCCUUUUCUCUCACAAACGUAUCAACCACUCUCUUCAUCGUCUUCCAUGGCCGCAAGGAAGAGCUUCCUCUUCUUCGGAGUCCCGGAGAGCAUAACUCCGAUGACGCCCUCCGGCGCUCCGCAGUUCGAGUUCGAAGAGUCCGACGUUUGGAGCAACAACAGCAGCAGCAGCGUAGUUAACGACGGCGUAUCCUCGUCCGACAAUACCAGACGGUCGUCCAUACCGAGCUCGCGUGCGGCGGCGGCGAAGAAGUCGUCGGCGGCGGCGGUGAAGGCGAGAGGCGUGGAUCGUCCGGCGUCAUUGCCGGUGAACAUACCGGACUGGUCGAAGAUCCUGGGAGGCGAGUACAAGGAUCGCCGGCGAGAGAGCGACGAGGAGGAGGAGGACGACGGCGACGGCGACGAUCGAGUGCCGCCGCACGUUUACCUGGCGAGGACUCGGGUGGCUUCGUUGUCGGUGCACGAAGGUAUUGGGAGGACUCUGAAGGGGAGAGAUUUGAGUAGAGUUAGAAAUGCUAUUUGGAAACAAACUGGUUUUGAAGAUUAAGUAAUUAAUUAAUUACCAAAUUAGGAUUAAUUAAGGGGAUGAAAUGAUAAUGGAGGAGAAGAAUAGAAAGAAGAUCGCUCUCUACCCAAUAAUUUUUUUUUUUUUUUUUUUGGUGUGGUUCUGAAAUUGAUCCUCUGGGUUUGUUAGUCAUUUUAUUGAGACUUCAAAAUCAGAGGAUUCGAUCAUCUUUAUCGGAUCUAUGUAAAUGUUACCCAGAUUAUAUUAUAUUAUGUAUGGAAAUUAGUGUUUUCGUAUUUGAUCUCA
Molecule: messenger RNA, 849 nt
Organism: Ipomoea nil (Japanese morning glory)
Lineage: Eukaryota; Viridiplantae; Streptophyta; Magnoliopsida; Solanales; Convolvulaceae
Exons: 1
Coding region: 85-585 (166 amino acids)
Source: RefSeq, a predicted model, not a curated record